AACRUGACCCUUCUACCAGUGUUAGAAGUUGCCUGUCCACUUCCACAGUUGGACAUUUUAAAUAUUUAAAGGUGAGAUUGUAACCAAUAGGUAUAGAUUCGACAUUUACAAGAACAUGUCUGACUUUAAAAGCGAACGCUGGGCUUUAGUCGCCAUCCAGCAUCGGACUYAUCCAUCUURGCUGUUGCAUGGAGGGCUAAACCGAUAAAAUCUAGUGUGACAGUUUGAAUGACCUGCGGUGGAAACUCUUGAGCCCUGCAAUGGACCACAUCCAGGCACACAGCAUAGUUCUGUUACAGGGAGGAGAUUGUCAUUAAGACUUUGCCCAUUGUUUGCACUGAUUAACAAGGGCYGACRAUUUUAGAUUAAUUAACAAAAUAGGAAAAAAAUUGGGUCACUUGACACGGUGUCAAAGGGAUGGUGGCRCCAUAAUUAAUGGUCAUUCUAGCCUCAGCUUUGAGUUACACUGGAGCCUACUUGUCUAACUGAUAACCCUUUUAGACGAAUGUCACCUACCUGAGUCGCAGACAUGCUUGCGGAUUCAUUAACACCCCACUAAAGGACUCCGUUUUUCCCUAAAGAUAUGCAGUAAGAAUUUUUCCUCCGUUGUUGAUUUGGAAACCUCUCCGCAGGAUGGCUUCUGCAAGUGGUAGAGCUGAAAAAGCMUCAAAAUUUGAGAUGCUGAAACUUUUGGAGAACUGCCGAAAGGAAAGAGAUGAUGCUUUACAACGGGAAAGUGCUCUCAGGGAAAAACUCAGGCAGAAUGAGACGAGGUUGCGUUCAACAGAGGGCCUGAAACAAAAACUAAAGAUCUUGACUGUGGACAACAAAGAGCUUAGAAAGCAAGUGAAGGCUCUUCGGACUGAUAUCGGACUGGAGAGAAGCCCCAACUUUGUGGGGAAGACCACCAAAGACAUUGUCAAUGAUCUUGAAGAAAAGGAGCGCGAGUGCAAAUCCUUAAUAGACAAGACCGGGAAACUUAGAGUGACCAUUGAUGACCUGACGGCAGAGCUGUCCAAUGUGACCACGUCCAAGAUGCUCUUAGAGGACCAAGUACAGUCAUUACAGCAAAAUCUCAAGGACAUGACAAAUAAUCAGCGGCGUCUGCUGAAGCUGUGGGACGACAAGAAGACCCAGAGGGAGCAGCUCGCUCUUCCUGCAAUUGUUCAGAAACCCUUCACCCACAAAGACGUUCAAACUGACAUGUCCAUAAGCUCAUACCAGAAGCUCCCACCUAAUGCUUUUGAGACCAAGCAGAUUAAACAGGAUGGAGACAAGGACAAUUCAUCUUCCUUUGGUAAUGGCUUUCAUUAUAGCAGAAAGAGUUCUGUUCACAAUGAAACCUAAUGACUUCAGUUCUGGCAGUUCAUUCAAGGAUGGUAACAGUGACACUAAAGUGAAUGAUUCAAAGAAUUUCUGAAUUACUAUGCUUGAUUCAUAUCUGGAACCAAGAGGCAAAUCCUAUAAACUCAGAUAUGACAUGUCAGUUGAAACCGAGCUGGCUYAAAGAGCAAAUUUGUUUUGUGAACAAUGAUUUAGGCUUUUUUAUAUAAGUUGUUGCUGUGCUGUUUUUUCUUUCUUUUUAUAAAAGAAAUAUAUUGACUUUUUGUGUAAAUAAUAGAAUAUUUUUAGUACACCGUACAAUGAAAUUCCAUAAUAGUAGAUAUGAUAAUACCUGUCGAGAAGCCAGUGGACACAUUGGGAUUGUUUGUAGACAGAGACCAUCUGAGAUAUAUAUAUAUAUAUACACAUAUAAAAUAUGAAGCCAAUUUGUUAGGCUGCAAAAUAAGCUUUAAAUUGAUUAAUUUAGAAUAUUGAUGGCAUUAAAAACAUUUAUGAUGAACAUAUUCUAAUUUAAUACAUGCACAUUUCAUUGACAUAGAAAAGCAUCUAAAAGUGUAUUUAUUUCAGUUAACAUGAAAGUAACAUGUUAUUCGGACCUUUAGCUACAGACUGAUAUUUUUCAAGCGUUUAUUUUUGCUAACUGGGCUUGCAGCUAUUGAAAUGUGAGAUGUGAUAACCGGAGCAGCUGAGCAACAGUUCAACCUUUUUUCUCAUUAGUCCAGGUAAGGUGAUUCUGACAAUGUCUCUGUUUCACUAGCAGCUUAACACAAGGAAUUGCAUAGUUGUAUCCCAUUUGGAUGCCUUUGGAAGCAAUGACUCAAGCUGCACCACACAUUAUGAAUUUUCACAAAUGGUCUUUAAACCAAUGUGUGCUAUCCCUGUUGCUUGCACACCUUUCUCUACCACAUUUUUUUCUUCCACUUAACUACUAACAUACUCUGUGAAGAACCAACGUCUUUAUUAAUGGUUUUCUGUGGCCUUCCCUUCUUGUAGAGUGUGUUAUUUUUUACCAUGAUUGUGCAGGUAAUUACAUGACAGUAAAAAGCAUUUCUGUAUUAAAAUAUUUUAUUGGUCUUAUUUGUUAUCCUAAUUUUCCAGGAUAUUUUUAUGAGCUGUAAACCAUGAUCAUAAAAAUUACCAUAAAUAAACCGUGUAUUGAAUCUAUAUUAAAAAUCAAUUUUAACUUUUUGAAAAUAAUUACUGAAAUAAAUGACAAUUUCAAUUACAUGUUAUAUGCUGGUCUUGAAGUUGCACCGGGGACGUUUAGAGAAUUUUUUUGCGGAGCUGUCCAGACGAUUCUGAUCCCAGAAAGUUGUAGGAAUUCCCAUUGAGCCAUUAUUUUCGUGUUGAUUUGUCUUGAUGCCUUGAGUUGAGUUUUAUUAGUGUUAUUUUACUGUUUUCUGUGGACUAAAACUAA
Messenger RNA from Poecilia reticulata (guppy), 2761 nucleotides. RefSeq lists its product as uncharacterized. The record is from RefSeq and is a predicted model, not a curated record. Lineage: Eukaryota; Metazoa; Chordata; Actinopteri; Cyprinodontiformes; Poeciliidae.